This is a messenger RNA of Lindgomyces ingoldianus, 2364 nucleotides long. RefSeq lists its product as uncharacterized. NCBI's taxonomy places the organism in Eukaryota, Fungi, Ascomycota, Dothideomycetes, Pleosporales, Lindgomycetaceae. The record is from RefSeq and is a predicted model, not a curated record. The coding region runs from base 215 to 2206 and encodes 663 amino acids. The transcript is spliced from 5 exons.
UCAGCCUCUCACGAUUGCAGCCCCCGUUCCCUGGCGCUUUGGCGAAAUGCAAUACCAGGCUGAGCCUUAAAAAAGAACAUGUCUUUGCGCAAGCGGAGUACAUAUUGACGGGAGGGCGCCGCUUUAUACGACGACCACUGUGUGUCUCCAAUUCUCUCCCAUUUCUUGACCCUCCGCCUUGGGGACUCUGGUCUACGCAGAGGAGACUCGCACAAUGGGUUUCUCAUUUCACGGCAAGAAGCGGGAAGUUGACUCUGAAAAGCACCUCAGAAGACUCCAUAAGACUGUUCCGUUUAUUGAGUCUCCUCUCACCGGCGCCGACCAUGAGCACCUAGUUUUCUCACAGCGCCAUGAGGCGAACACGGUGGAGCUGUUUUUUGACUUGUUUUUUGUGGCCAAUCUCGCGACAUUUACCGCCUAUCACUCCAUCACCGACACGUCUUACCUAUUAGCAUACGUCGGUUUCUUUGGCAUCCUAUGGUCUUCCUGGUUCCAAGUCACUUUACACGAUGUUCGCUUCGCCCGGGACUCCAUAUAUGAGCGAGUGUGCAAGACUAUCCAAUUCAUUGUGUUUGUAGGCCUCGCCCUAGUCGGAUCUGCCUUCAAACCAGGGUCGAAGGAUCCUGAACCAGGAGACAAUACCAACUUCCGCAUCCUCUGCUACACCCUAGUCCUCAGUAGGGGAAUGUUGGCUGUGCAGUAUGUCGUCGUACUAUACUACUGUAUUAAAGCCAAGGCCAACAAGUUGAACCUUCCGAUUGGCUUGAUUAUUGUCAUUUACGUGGCUGCCGCCGCCGUCUUUGCAGCGAUGACGCCCGCUUUCCGAGAGAAAGAGCAGUCUCACCGCCACAUAUACCUCGUGUGGUACGCUGUGAUGCUUCUCGAGGCUAUUGGUGUGAUUGCUAUCUCCUGCUGCUGGAGGAUGUUGAGCUUCAAGAAGACGCACUUGAUGGAACGUAUGAGUCUUCUAACACUCAUUGUUAUUGGCGAGGGCGCCAUCGGAGUCACGAAGACCGUGUCUAGAUUGAUGGGGAAGAGCGGCUUAGAUGUAGAAGGCUGCUUCUUAAUCAUGUGCAUCAUUAUGGUCCUGGUCCUGCUCUGGGCAUUGUAUUUCGACAACUUUCCUCACGGCCAUUACGGAACAAUUCGACAACAGAUUUGGUCCAUUCUUCACUUCCCGUUCCAGCUAGGCAUCGUUGGUGUCGUCGAAGGAUCUCAACAGGUGGCCACAGCUCGAUAUGUUUUGAAGACUUAUCAGAAGACCACCAAACAGGUCGUGCAGUAUUGUGUAAAAGAGAAUCUGGACGGAGCCAAGCUACGAGACACUUUACAGAAGAUGGUCGACUACUUCCAGUUCGACAAGAAACUCGAGACGUACGGUUUCCAAAACGUCACAACCAACGAUGUUUGGCUGAUCGGCAACACUACCGGAAUUUGUUCUCCUGAAAACUCCAGCACUUACGAAAAUGAAGAAUGGCCUAAGGAAUUUGUGGAGUUGGUCUAUAACAUUUUCUCUGGCGUCUUUAAUGGCCUUGGUAUGAAGAUUCCCGUUGCCAAACUGGAGGAGAAAACUUCCAUUGACAUCGCUGAGAAGAGCUGGAAAAUCGUCUAUCUCUACUACUGGAUUUCCUUCUGCACCGUGAUGGCCUGUUCGAUUGCCUUCCUCUUUCUCAUCCGGAGACAUAAGGCCGAUUUAUUUGACUUCGUGUCGGUCAUCGUUCGCAUGAUCGCUCUCGCCAUCGGUGGUAUCCUUAUCGCACUGAUCGCCAAUACGAAAGCCCUUUACAACUUCAUCGCAUCCCCAGCCGUACUACCCACCUGCCUCUCGCUUCUGUUCUUAGUUCUCCUUUUCGACAGAGUCAGUGGUGCAAUCGCCAAUUGGCAGCUGAAAAAGAGCGGACAGCCUUACGCCAAGGAGGUCGACGACGAGCACCAUCACGGUGGCCAUGACAAGGGCCAUGGUUAUAUCGAGGAAAUCCACGAUUCCAACCAUGACAGUUACGCCUCAGACCGCAAGUCAGCUGCGCUGAGUUCGCACCCAUCCGAAUCUUCUCCCCUAACGUCCAACACGGCCUAUCAUGGGGAUCAAGGCUAUGCAAUGACCCCUUUGAUGAGCCCGCCAUUACACAGUCCUCCAGUAACCACUGGGUAUGCUCCUGGAGGCUACAUGCCGGUUACAACUUCUUCUCAACACUAUGGUGCAUAAUAGACGCAAUGAAAAGGCGCGGAAUGAGCUGGAUAUACGUAUUUUAUACCUCAAUCGAGGCUUUAGCACGGAGUUAAUGGUGAGGCUUUGGAGCAUAGUUUGUACGAAGGCAUAGAUCACGUCCAAUUAGGUAGUUCUCAAAUUCCUUAAGCAUUCAC